Mobula hypostoma (lesser devil ray) is the source of this 2331-nucleotide messenger RNA. RefSeq names its product mitochondrial ribosomal protein S26 (gene mrps26). Gene Ontology annotation, cellular component: mitochondrial small ribosomal subunit. The coding region runs from base 101 to 706 and encodes 201 amino acids. The record is from RefSeq and is a predicted model, not a curated record. The transcript is spliced from 4 exons. Lineage: Eukaryota; Metazoa; Chordata; Chondrichthyes; Myliobatiformes; Myliobatidae.
GGCAGCAGGCGCUUCCGGUCAUGGCGGCGCUCAUGUGAGGAACUGGAGUUGCUGUUCGACCGACCGACACCCGGAGACUUCGCCGUCCCGCUCGGCCGAGAUGUGGGCCCGCUGCCGCUCACUGCUCGCGGCCCGAGCCUUGGGCGCUCGCCCGGCCCCUGCCCGCGGCCGCAAGUCGCGCACCGACCUGCCCGCCAAGUCGAAGGUGGAUCGAGUCCGGGUCCCCACGCCCGUCCACCCCGAGGAGCUGCUGGUGGUGCAGGAGCGCUACCGGCAGUACGAGGCCAUCAUGGGAGCACUGAGGGCUGAAUUCAAGGAAGCAGUGUUGCGGAAACGUUACGAGGAGGAGGUGGGCUCGCUAGCCGAGGAGCGAGCCAAGCAGGAAGCUGAGGAGCACAGAAAGCUGAUGGAGUUCAAUGACCGGGAGAAUGAGCGGCUACAGAAACUCCGAGAGGAGCGACUCUGGCAGGAGUUGGAAGUAGAGUGGCAGCGGAAGCAGCAGGCUGCUGCCUACAGAGAACAGAAGCAGAUGGAGUUCCUCAGUGAGAAGGAGAGGGAGGUUCUGCAACUUCAGGAGGAAGCAAAGAAUUUCAUUACGCUGGAGAACCUGGAUCAGCGCAUUGAGGAAGCAAUGGACAACCCGCAGAAUUAUAACUUCGCCAUUGACAAAGAGGGUAGAAUUGUUAAACAGACGGUGCUGCAGUAGGUCAAACCCAACUGUAGUCUUGUUGGCUGAGUUCUUUAGCGGCAGGGUGUAGGGAAAUGCUCCCCCUGCAGGGGAAGGGAGGGGAAGGGAACUCUCUGGUGAAUGAGUGAAGUCUAACAGAGCAAUCCUUUUACUGUUUAGCUAGGCUAAGGUGAGCUAUCAGAGUAUCGACACUUUCAGUCACAGUAUGGGUGAGAGGAUCAACUUUACUCACCAUAUAUAUUUACAUGUAUUAGAAAUUUACUGUGCUGUGUUGGUGUGACAUACAAGAAUAAACAACAACGUUCCAACAAUUAUAAAGAGGUGUAUAAAAUAAAGUUAAAAGUACAGAUAUGGGAUAAAAUAUGCAUAAAUACACAAUACCAGUAGGUAUUUACAAUGCAAAUAGCAUUAUAAAGACUAGCUUAAAGUGCUUACAGUGCAGUGACAGGUAAUAGAGGGGUUGGGGGGGGGGGCUAAGUUGAUUGUUUGAUCAGAUUAACUGCCUGGCGGAAGAAACUUAUAAGAUGGUGUGAAGUUUUUUGUUUCAAUAGCUUACAGUGCUUUCAAGAAGGAAGCUUUUGGGAAAGCCAAACAAGAGAAAUCCAAGCAACACACACAAAAUGCUGGAGGAACUCAGCAGGCCAGGCAGCAUCUAUGGAAAAGAGUAAAGUCGAUGUUUCCGGCCAAAACCUUUCAGCAGGACUGGAGAAAAAGCUGAGGAGUAGAUUUGGAAGGUGGAGGGAGGGGAGAGAGAAAUGCCAGGUGAUAGGUGAAAUUUGGAAGGGGGGGGAUGAAGCAAAGAGCUAGGAUGUUGAUUGGUUAAAGAGACAGAAGGCCAUGGAAGAAAGAAAAAAGGGUGGGGGGGGAGGAGCACCAGAGGGAAGCGAUGGGUGGGCAAGAAGAUAAUAUGAAAGGGACAAGGGGAUGGUAAGUGGUGAAAGGGGGGAGAGGCAUUACUGAAAGUUUGAGAAAUCAAUGUUCAUGCCAUCAGGUUGGAGGCUACCCAAAUGGCGUAUUAGGUGUUAUUCCUCCAACCUAAGUGUAGCCUUAUCACGACAGUGGAGGAGGCCAUGGAUGGACAUAUGUGAAUGGGAAGUGGAAUUAAAAUGGGUGGCCACUGGGAGAUCCCACCUGUUCUGACAGAGCAUGGAUGCUCGGCGAAGCCAGUUUGUUGGGUGGGUAGUGUCCGCAAUGAUUUUCUCCUGCCUGCAUCUUUGUUGGCAGUAGGGCUAUUGAAAGUGACAGGAACACCCUGUUUCUUCGCACAGUUCAAAGCUGUGCUAGUUGGUAGGUUAGUUGAUCAUUAUAAAUUGUCCUGUAAGUGGGCUAGGGUUGAGUUGGGGGAUUGCUGGGUGCUGUGGCUCAAAGAGCCUGUUCCACGCUGUGUCACCACUAAUAAAAAGUCCCUCAGUGUUGGUAGACUGCAGCCAAUGACCGUUUCUGCUGAUCUGACAGUUCACUGUAAAUCUGUAUAUUGUGAUCAGAUGCUGCUCCAAACUGGACAGUAUGGACCGUAAAGCUGAGAAGAAUAUGAAUUGUAAAAUAUCUUUUUUGUACCAGUGGCAAUAGCCAUCCCUCCUCUGUUGCUUACUGCUCUAUUACAAACCUGCUGAGAUUUAAAACAAUAAAUUCCUCGAAGUGAA